AUGGCGUUCGGGCUCCUGCGAUGGCUUUUCGCCGCCGUGGUCGCUGCGCUGCGGUUCGCGUUGCGCUUCGCCCGCAGCGACCCCUUCAACGUGGCAGCCGAAGGCCAGCAGUCGGCGUCCACUGAGGAGCCCGACGUCGAGGAUCUAAAAAGACUGAACAGGCACCACAAGAGAGCCCUGCACUACCUGCGAUAUGCCAUCGCCUACGAUGAGGAGAAUGGCGAUCUCAAGGAACUGGCCAUCGGGCUCUACCGCAACGGUAGUGAGCAGCUCCAGAAGGGUAUUGCUAUUGACUUCUCCCAAGGACAAGGUCCUACAUGGGAGUGGGCCAAUACCCUGAAGGAGAAAAUGAUGGCCAACCUUGAGAUCGCCAAGGACAGGCUCGAAUUUCUAGAAGAUAUGGUGCGGAUAGAGCAGCUCAGCGAUGAGGUGCCCUCGCAUGCGGGCUUGGCCCGGCGCCCGGCCAAACCGAAGCGGCGUCAGUGGCAGAAGGUGGUCACCCCGAAAGCCGCAGAGCCGAUCAGUGACGGCCCCUCGUGGCUGAAAAGGGCCAUGAACGGCGUCGGGAUGGCCACCCAGCUGUUCCCAGAUCUGAGGGUACCAGCCAAGGGCCUGUUGCUCACUGGGCCAACAGGCAAUGGCAAGCCAAUUCUGGCCAAGGCAGUGGCCCACGAGUCUCACUGCACGUGCCUCAACAUCGGUGCAGCUUCGUUCACUUCUAAAUGCCUCCACACAAGGAGUGAAGAGUGGAUUCUCGUGAUGGCUGUCACAAACAGGCCUCAAGAGUUGGACGCUGCUGCACUAAGCCUGCGACCCCGGGGAUUUCUUAGCCAGCAAGACAUUUAUGGCUACGUUUCGAUGCUGAACGCCACUUGCAAGAAGGAGGAGACGACGAUACAGUGCUGUGCCAAGAUCUCUAUGCCGCCAUUCCAGAAGGCUGGCCAGACGCAUUAA
Messenger RNA from Dermacentor andersoni, 954 nucleotides. RefSeq names its product spastin-like. Gene Ontology annotation, molecular function: ATP hydrolysis activity. NCBI's taxonomy places the organism in Eukaryota, Metazoa, Arthropoda, Arachnida, Ixodida, Ixodidae. The record is from RefSeq and is a predicted model, not a curated record. Gene Ontology annotation, cellular component: microtubule cytoskeleton.